Molecule: messenger RNA, 3118 nt
Organism: Erigeron canadensis
Lineage: Eukaryota; Viridiplantae; Streptophyta; Magnoliopsida; Asterales; Asteraceae
Product: probable inactive ATP-dependent zinc metalloprotease FTSHI 1, chloroplastic
Exons: 15
Coding region: 91-2883 (930 amino acids)
Biological process (GO): proteolysis
Cellular component (GO): chloroplast thylakoid
Molecular function (GO): ATP-dependent peptidase activity; ATP binding; ATP hydrolysis activity
Source: RefSeq, a predicted model, not a curated record
GAGGUCAUACUCAGUCAAUUUUCCAUGAAAUUCAUCUCACACAUUCUCUAAAACCCAAAAAUUUCAAUAAACCCUAGUUCUUAAUCCAACAUGCUUUCGACACAUAUACAUACAGAUAACAAUUUUGUAUCACCCAAGCCUUUUUCAUCUCAAUCCACCAUUAUCCUUCACACAUCACUCAAUUUCAAAACCGCACUGAAAAAAGAUUCAAACUUUGUUCAAAUUAGGCCAAAAAGAUUGCAUAUUUUCAAUGCCCUUUUUAGUCGAACUUCGGUUUCGGGUCAAAAUAAUGAUGGGUCAAGUAUAACCCAAGAUGAUUUUGUGACAAGGGUAUUGAAGGAAAAUCCUUCUCAAGUAGAACCCAGGUAUAAAAUUGGUGAUAAAUUGUAUACAUUGAAAGAAAAAGAGGAUUUUGCGAAUAAAAGGCGAAAUUCGAAUGGAUUUAUUAAGAAAGAAAGUGAUGGAAUGGAGUAUAAAGAUGAUGUUUAUUUGAAUGAUAUUUUGAGGAAAUUUAAGGGCAAGCUUUAUGUUCCUGAGCAGAUAUUUGUUGAGGAAUUGUCAGAAGAAGACGCGUUCGAUACGGAGUUUGAUACGUUACCAAGAAUGAGCUUUGAGGAUUUGCAGAAAGCUAUAGAGACUGAUAUGAUAAAGUUUUUGAGUUUUAAGGAAGAUGAUGGGGCUGUUAAUGGUUACAAGGAUUUUAUUGUGAUGUUGAAAGAGAUUCCUGGAGAUAAGAAUUUGCAGAAGACUAAGUGGUCAGUAAAACUAGACGGCGUUCAAGUACAAAGUGUUUUGAAGGAGUAUAAUGGACCACGAUAUGAAAUAGAAACACAAAAAAUGACAUGGAUGGCAAAAGUGCCACAAUAUCCUAAUCCAGUUGCAUCAUCAAUAUCAAGCAGGGUGAUGGUGGAACUCGGUGCAGUGACAGCUGCAAUUGCUGCAGCAGCUGUUGUUGUUAGUGGCUUUUUAGCAUCAGCAGCAUUUGCUGCAGCCAGUUUUGUUUAUGCAGGGACCGUAUAUGCCAUCUGGCCUAUCGCCAAGUCACUUUUCACUGUUCCUUUGGAAGUUCUUGUUGGUGUUCUAGAGAGAAUGGGGGAUGUCAUAUUAGACAUGUUUAUUUAUGGCGGGAUUACCUCCAAGUUCAAUGAAUUUUAUACAUUUGGGAUUUUUUCUUCUGCCACAAAAAUUGCUGGACCUAUGUUGCUGGUUGGUGUCUGCAUGGUUAUUCUUCUUCGUUUCACUCUCUCUAGAAGGCCCAAGAAUUUCAGGAAAUGGGACAUAUGGCAAGGGAUUGAAUUUUCUCAGUCUAAACCACAAGCUCGAGUUGAUGGCUCAACCGGAGUUACUUUUAGCGAUGUGGCUGGUAUCGAAAUAGCAGUCGAAGAGCUCCAAGAGUUGGUGAAAUACCUGAAGAACCCUGAACUAUUUGACAAGAUGGGGAUAAAGCCUCCUCAUGGGGUACUUCUAGAGGGGCCUCCAGGAUGCGGCAAGACCCUUGUUGCCAAGGCUAUAGCUGGUGAAGCUGGUGUUCCGUUCUACCAAAUGGCUGGGUCAGAAUUUGUCGAGGUGUUGGUUGGUGUUGGUUCUGCUCGUGUUAGGGACUUGUUCAAGAGAGCCAAGGUCAACAAGCCAUCCGUUAUUUUUAUCGAUGAGAUUGAUGCACUAGCUACAAGGCGUCAGGGAAUAUUCAGUGAUAAGACAGAUGAUCUUUACAAUGCUGCUACACAAGAAAGGGAAACUACAUUGAACCAGCUGUUGAUAGAACUGGAUGGAUUUGAUACGGGAAAAGGGGUCAUAUUCUUGGGUGCUACAAAUCGUAAGGAUUUGUUGGAUCCUGCGCUUCUCCGGCCUGGUCGCUUUGAUCGAAAGAUAAGAAUCCGUCCUCCUAAUGCAAAAGGGAGGUUGGAAAUAUUGCAAGUCCAUGCCUGCAAAGUAAAACUGUCAGAAACUGUUGAUUUGUCCGUUUUUGCCCAAAACCUUCCUGGAUGGAGUGGUGCAAGGUUGGCUCAGCUCCUUCAAGAGGCUGCUCUUGUAGCUGUCAGGAACAAACAUAGCUCAAUCCUUCAAUCAGAUGUGGGUGAAGCUGUUGAUCGGCUAACCGUGGGCCCUAAACGUGUUGCAUUAGAUUUGGGUCAUCAGGGUCAGUGUCGUCGAGCCACAACCGAAGUGGGAACUGCGUUGACUUCCCAUCUUAUAAGAAAAAUAGAGAAUGCAGAUGUUGAACCCUGUGAUCGCAUAUCAAUUCAUCCUCGUGGCCAGACACUAUCACAAGUUGUAUUUAAUCGACUCGAUGAUGAGAAGUAUUUAUUUGAACGACGGCCACAAUUGCUUCACCGCCUACAGGUUUUACUCGGAGGGAGAGCUGCUGAAGAGGUGAUUUUUGGGAGGGAUACAUCCAAGGCAUCAGUAAACUACCUUGCGGAUGCAACUUGGCUUGCUCGUAAAAUUAUCACAAUAUGGAACAUGGAGAACCCGAUGGCAAUACAUGGGGACCCACCUCCAUGGAGAAGGCUGCCUAAGUUUGUGGGCCCACGGCUAGACUUUGAAGAAUCAUUAUAUGAUGAUUAUGAUUUAAUAGAACCACCAGUCAACUUUCAUAUGGAUGAUGAAAUUGCAAAAAGAACAGAAGAGUUGGUAUCUAACAUGUAUAGAAAGACUGUUGGUUUGCUGAGACGCCACCAUACCGCUUUGCUGAAAACUGUAAAGGUUCUUCUUCGUCAAAUGGAGAUGACUGGGGAUGAAAUUGACUAUAUUUUAGACAAAUACCCACCAAAUACUCCUACAAGUCGCUUACUUGAAGAAGGAGAUCCAGGGAACCUUUCUUUUUUUAAGCAAACGCAAGGAGAAGAUCACGAGUUGGAGUAUAGCAUCUUGAAUCAAUGACAUGCUAUCGUCAUACCCAAUACUAAUAAUUGCAGUUAAAGUUUUCUUCCGAUUUGGAAUUUUGGUGUUUGUGUAAAAGGCAUAAGCAACUAGUUUUGUUUACAGAGAAAAACCGAGGUUUUAGAUGUCUGUUUUAUAGUGGUGUUGUAGAAAUCUUGAAAGUAGCAUUGUAACAAAUAUUUAUUUGGUGGUUCCUAAGUUCAUAAGAAAAUUUCUAAAUUCACUUUCAGCUGAA